This is a messenger RNA of Syngnathus typhle (broad-nosed pipefish), 3162 nucleotides long. RefSeq names its product MICAL-like protein 1. The record is from RefSeq and is a predicted model, not a curated record. The transcript has 15 exons. NCBI's taxonomy places the organism in Eukaryota, Metazoa, Chordata, Actinopteri, Syngnathiformes, Syngnathidae. Gene Ontology annotation, molecular function: protein binding. Bases 389 to 2683 code for a protein of 764 amino acids.
UAGUGGCAGCUAUUGAUUACCUUGUGUCGUGCACAGCAAGAUGGAUGGACAUGCAGCGAGGGGAUUUUUUUUUUUAAAUAACAUUUGAGGACCUCUGCGAUCAAAUAGACCUGCGAUUUCGCCACAAUUCAACGAUUUAUUUUGGUUUGGGAUGCGAAGUGACUUCUAUGACUGAAUCCUCGCCGACUAGAUCGACUUUUGUCAACUUCCGUGCAGUUUUUUUCUCAUGCGGAAAAUUAUUAUUAACCGAACUUCACCUAAUCUUGUUUUAAAAUGUAGACGCAAUAUUGACAUUUGACACGGCGUGCUAAAUGUAGCCUUCGAACUCGCUUGCCUUUCGCCUCCACGUUGCUGUGUUGAUGGAUGUCACGCUGACCCAACCCUCGUGAUGAAGUCCAGUGCCACCCAUGACACGAUGGCACCGAGGAAAGCCUUGCUCAAAUGGUGUGUUCAAACCUGCACCACCUACCCACAAGUGGAGAUCACCAAUUUAUCCACCUCGUUCCGAGAUGGACUUGCGUUUUGUGCAAUCAUCCACAAACACCGCCCGGAUCUCAUAGAUUUCAGCUUCCUCUCCAGAGUUAAUAUUUACGAAAACAACCAACUGGCCUUUGAGGUUGCAGAGACAAAACUGGGCAUCCCCGCUUUCCUGGUCCCCAAAGAUAUGCUUGCCACCGAGGUGCCUGACUAUUUGAGCGUCAUCACUUACCUUUCCCAAUUUUACAACUAUUUCAGCGGGCUAUCUCACGCAGGUCCUUCCAGUUUGAAGUCAUCAUCACACAUCACUUCAUCAAACAAGCAUUCGGGUUCUUCGCCCUCCAGCAAAGACGAUGGUUAUUCGAACAAAAGUCUCCACAAUGCAUGUCGCUUUUGUACGAAACCCGUUCAUCUCAUUCAGAGACGAGUGAUCCGAGGCGAGAUCUGGCAUCGCAGUUGUUUCAGAUGCAAAGUGUGCCAUGGCACCCUUGCAGCAGGCUUUUACGUUCCAGAAAAGAAGACUGGUUGUUUCAUCUGCUCUGAUCACAUAACAGAUAACAACUUUGAGGUACAGGAAGAGUGCCUGUCUCUUGACGGAUUGACGCUCAUCAACGUUCCUCAGUAUUCUGAGACAACAAGGUCACAUGACAGACUGCUUUAUAAACCACCGCAGAUCGAGCAAACAGUACAAUAUGAGUCAUCGGAAAGGCAGAGUAGCAUGUCAAGGGAAACGUCUCCUCAACCUGCUCCGGGAUACGUCGACGAGGGAAGCGAUGGCAACGAUGGUUCGCUAUCGCUUUUGGCAAGAACGGAAGAGACAAAAACUGACGAGCCCUCGGAAUUCUCGUCACUGCAAGUGACCGGAGAAAGUAAACAGCUGGCUUCCAAAGAGGAGUCGGUUUCUGUCCUUGCAGCCGGGACUCAACUUUCCCAAACAGCGAGCAGCACCUCAGAAAACGUCGAGGAGACAACCAAUAGUGCUGAGCGGAAGGACGAGAAAAAAAUUGAAGCGACGCCAAAGUCGUCCUCGCCUUAUGCACAAGUACCUGCAGAGAGUAAACAGGUGGCACCUCAACAGAUCGCCCAAAGUCACUCUUCUCCUUUUUCAUCACAAAUGAUGAGUUCGAAAAAUCCAGUGAAAACCAACCAUCCAUGGUUGGGCAUCAUCCAUCCCGGACCUUGGACACAACUACCUCCUGUUCAGUCCCCGGGACCCCCCACGCAUGCCAAACGUGGUCCAAACGGACAGGUGUACUGGUACAGACCGAGAGUCCCUCCUCCCAAUCCUUUCGGUGAGGACCUGGAUGAGGAAGAUGCCGUCAAAACGGAGUUACAGCCUAAAGACGCUCAUGGUGGACACACCGCUCAACUUGGUUGCUUCGAUUUAACGAGCGCUAAUGUCACACAAAAAAAAAAUCCUAGUCCUGUUUUGACAAGAAGUCUUUCUGUGCCAGCUGUUAAAUCUACUAAAUUGCCUUUUGGGGUGACGGAGGACAAUAAAUCAAAUAAGGUUUUCGUAGAGAAGGACCAUUAUGAUGCAAAAGCAGAAAUACCCAAAUCCAAAACAUGCCAGGCCCUCACAUCUGGACGAGCCGCUGCCCCCGGACACGGCUUCCCGCUUGUUAAAAGGAAGGUGCAGCCAGACCAGUACGCUUCUGCUGCAGAUCUGCAGGUGGAAAAAAGCCAAGUGACAAAACAGCUGGAGGCAUUGGAGGAAAAAGGCGUAGAAUUGGAGAGAAGUAUCAGAGAGUGCCAGAAUGAUGAAGAGGAAGAACGUCUCGUGACCGAAUGGCUUUCUCUUACCCAUGAAAGGCAAAUUCUGAUGCGACGAGAUACUGAGCUGGUUUAUUUGACUAAGCAGCAAAGUUUGGAAGAAAGGCAAGCAGAUGUUGAGUAUGAGCUUAGACGUCUCCUCAAUAAACCGGAGAGCGUGUGGAGUCGAGAAGAUCGAAGUCAAGAGCAAAGCCUGAUGGCCGAGCUGCUUGGCAUCAUCGAGCAGAGGAACCAGAUCGUCAGCAUUUUAGAUCAAGAUAGGAAGAGGGAGCGAGAAGAAGAUGUACUUUCGGAAGUAAACAAGAACCAAGAGCUCCAGAAAGAAGAUUUGAAAGAGCUGAAGAAGUCAAAAGGAAAAUUCAAGCCCUCAAAGGUUUUUAAGAUGAACCGGAAAAGCGAGCGCAGCACAAACUCUGUGGACAAAAACAGCUGAAGUUCUGUCCAGACUGUAGAAGAAUAAAACUGAGGACAACUUCAGACACCAAAUUGAGUUAUGCUUGUACACAUUGACGCUCCAUUGUACUGUACUGUUGUCAUUUACCCUUGAUGUAAGAAAUUAUGCCAUUAGGCUAACGAUAUGUAUAUGCUGUAUAUGUAUUUAUUUUUUUGAAAUGCAGUCACAGUACGCAUGUUUUACUGCAGAUACAGAUGGAGGCUUGCACCUCAAUACAUUUGAAUGUUUAAUUUUAAAAAAAAUAUAUUUCAGUUCAUAGAAGGAAAUUCUGAGCAACUACAACGAUGUUGUAUGUUACAAUUUGGGUAAUAGUAUAUGGAUAACAAAAGACAAAAAAUUGUUUUUAGUGUCGAAAUUAGAGAGGAGUUUAUAUUCUGAAAAGUGUGUUUCUGUAUACUGUGUCAAUGUUUAGAUUGAAUCCACUUCUGACAUUAAUAAAUUUUCCACGAUGUUCAGAA